AUGUUGAGUAUUAAAAAUGAAAAAGAAAUGAAUGUUGAUAAUCCAUGUUUAGAUGAAUUUUAUGAAUAUUUUUGUCGAACAGUAAAAACUAAUGCACAAAUGUAUGAAGAAGUAUUCAAUACAUUACCUACUAAUCAAAUUAGAAAUUUUGUUGCAACUGGAAACUAUACUGAAAAAUCUAAAUUGAGAGACACUGAUCCAUUAACUGUAUGUUAG
This is a messenger RNA of Rotaria sordida, 216 nucleotides long. Lineage: Eukaryota; Metazoa; Rotifera; Eurotatoria; Philodinida; Philodinidae. The record is from the annotation of a GenBank genome assembly.